Chaetura pelagica (chimney swift) is the source of this 1383-nucleotide messenger RNA. Its product is annotated as cholesterol 24-hydroxylase. Gene Ontology annotation, biological process: cholesterol catabolic process. Gene Ontology annotation, molecular function: iron ion binding; heme binding; cholesterol 24-hydroxylase activity. Lineage: Eukaryota; Metazoa; Chordata; Aves; Apodiformes; Apodidae. The transcript has 15 exons. The coding region runs from base 1 to 1383 and encodes 460 amino acids. The record is from RefSeq and is a predicted model, not a curated record.
AUGUCCUUUUUCUUUGGUCAUCUGCCAAUCUUCUGGAGAAUGCUGAGGAAGCAGGAGUUUAUGCAUGAUCUCUUCCUGCACUGGGCAGAGAAAUACGGACCUAUUGUACGGUUUAAUGCCUUUCACAGAGUGUCAAUAAUGAUUCUGAGUCCUGAAGGAGUGAAGGAGUUCUUGAUGUCACCUCAGUACCCAAAGGAUCGGCUGAUUUAUGGUCGUAUCUGCAACUUAUUUGGUGAGAGAUUUAUAGGAAAUGGCUUGGUAACUGUUUGCGACCACGAGCAUUGGCACAAGCAGCGGAGGAUAAUGGAUCCAGCUUUCAGCCGAACCUACCUGAUUGGUCUGAUGGAAACUUUUAAUGAAAAAGCAGAGGAGCUGAUGGAGAAACUAGAGGAAAAGGCAGAUGGAAAAAAAGAGUUUAGCAUGCUGACGAUGAUGAACCGAGUGACUAUGGAUAUCAUUGCAAAGGUAGCCUUUGGCAUGGAACUAAACGCACUGAGCGAUGACCAGACGCCUUUCCCUCAUGCUGUGACCAUGGUUUUGGAGGGAAUGACCAAGCAGCGUAUCCCCUUCAUACGGUACAUGCCAGGGAAACAGAAGCUGGUCAGGGAGGUGAAGGAGAGCGUGAGGCUGCUGCGGCGUGUGGGGAAGGAGUGCAUUGACCAGAGGAGAGAGGCAAUCCAGAAUGGGAAGGAAGCCACACUGGAUAUUCUUACACAGAUACUGAAAGGAGAUGCUCUGGAGGAAACUAGAGAUGAUGAAAACAUUAUUGAUAACUUUAUCACUUUCUUUGUUGCAGGUCAUGAGACUACUGCCAAUCAGUUGGCAUUUACAGUAAUGGCACUGGGUCAGCAUCCUGAAAUACUGGAAAGACUUCAGGCCGAAGUGGAUGAAGUUCUUGGUGCCAAGAGAGACAUUGACUAUGAGGAUCUUGGCAAACUCACAUACUUAUCACAGGUUCUGAAGGAAUCUCUGCGGCUGUACCCACCUGUCCCAGGCACCUUACGCUGGUUGAAGAAGGAGCACGUCAUCGAUGGCAUCAGAAUUCCUGCAAACACCACGCUUUUUUUCAGCACUUAUAUAAUGGGAAGGAUGGAAAAGUAUUUCAAGGAUCCACUGACUUUCGAUCCAGACCGAUUUAGCAAAGAUGCACCUAAGCCAUAUUACUGCUAUUUUCCAUUCUCUCUGGGCCCCAGAUCCUGCAUCGGGCAGGCAUUUGCACAGAUGGAGGCGAAAGUGGUGAUGGCAAAACUGCUGCAGAGGUUUGAGUUCCAGUUAGUACCAGGGCAGAGUUUUAAGCUCUUGGAAGCUGGAACCUUUAGGCCACUAGAUGGAGUAAUGUGUAAAUUAAAGCCGAGGAGCUCUGUGAGAGGCUGCCAGUUUUGA